GUUGUUGUUGUGACCGACAAACAGUCAAUCGUUCAUUUAUUUAUAUUUGUACUCCGAAAUAAACAGAAGGUUGUUUUAAUUUCUCUUUGGCGAUGGCGAGUUUGGAUGAAAAGUGGAAAGCUGUGGACAACUUUGAGUCUAUUGUGGUAGAUCGUGAAAGAGAUGUUUUUCGAGUGACAGAAGAGUUGUAUGAUCUUCAUAAAGGCCGAAAGCAACUCAGGGAUGUAACAAGUAGUUGCAACUAUCGCUUGACGAUACCAUUUGCCCCCCAUCUCUUUGGCUCGGGCAAAACGACCUUUGCCCGAACCUAUUUGGAGUUGGUGCAAAGGUUUGGUGAAACUUUUCUGUCGACGUUUGCUUCGGACCCUUCGAGGAGAACCUUUUUGGAGAAGCUGAAAAGGGCUUCGUUGCUUUAUGCGGAUUUAAAGGAGUUGGAGCCCACAGACCCGAAAGAACGCAACCUUGAGUGGGCAGUCUACUAUUUGUUAAUAAAGGCUGCCUGCUCUCAAGUUGGCGCGGAAAUUUUGCGAAAGAAAGAAGCCUUCGAAAUGGUGGAUAUGGAACCCUCCAACCUAGUUCGACUUUUACGAGAUAUACUAAGGAUUCCUUCUGAUCAAUAUCUUCUUCUAGCUUUUGAUGAAGUUGGUGUCCUAGACGAAAGUCUCGACGAAUUUCAUUUCAAGAGAACCCAUGACGGUAGAGUUCGACCUUACAAUGACUUUUUCGGUAUCAUUAGUCAAUUGUGCAAAGAACCCGACUUGUUUUUUAUAGUUGUUGGGAAAAGCAAGGGUUUAAGUAUUAAGAAUUAUGUGGCUUUUGGGCUAUCAAGAGUUAUACUACAUUUUAUCCCUUUAUCAGCUUUGGACGCUUCCAGUAUCGUUGAAUUCCUUGAAAAGACUCUUCUAAAGACACCUACUCACGAACCAGUUUGUAAUGUCUUAUGUAGUUCUUCAUUUUCAGUAAAUGAAUUGGCAGAUUCAUUAUUGGAAUUGACUGGUAGUGUUCCUGGUUUACUUGUUCGAGCAAUCAGUUACCUUUUGCUGUAUAAAUCAUCCAACAACAAUUUCUUAUUAUCUAAGGAAACCUUCUUGAUCAUAAUGAAUAGCUUUCUAGUAACAAAUUAUUGUGUUGCGCCAUUCUUACCUCGUCUGAUAAGUCUCAGUGAGCAGCGUAAGCGCUUGUUAAGAAUGCUUACGUUAUUAUCUUUGUAUCGUAUUCGAUUUGAUUUUGAUGAAACUGUGCAAAUAAGCUCCAAUUCUGAUGUGUUUUUGUUUGAUCUAGUUACAGAUAUGUGUCUCUAUCGUCGAUUGGUUAUAGAACCAGACCGCAACGAACGCUGUGAAGUGUUGAUUCCCAAGUUACUGAUUGGAUAUAUUGACCAAGGCUUAAAGGAUGAUCGUUUAGAAUGGUUACUUUUACAGACUCUCAAGUCUCAAUCUGUUGAAUUCUUUUAUGAGUCGAAAUGUCGAAUUUUGGAAGGUCUUAUUGCUACACUGUUUUAUUUACAUUUUUCUCGGCAUCCUACAAACAGCUCAAUGUUUUCUACUCUUGGUCAAUUGUCUCGUGUUUGGAAUGAAAUGAAUUUGCAAUUUUCUUCCGAAUCUGCUGCUUAUUAUAUGAAAUCUAUACAUUAUACCAGAGCUGUAUCAGGAACAGAGAGAAUGACAUUUGGAAGCAAUGAUGAAUGGGAAAGGAUAGUGGAAGAAAUGUUAGAAUUUGAAAAGAUAUAUAUUCCAUUUCAUUCAACAUCCCAUAGUCCAGAUAUAUUAUUCAAGUUGCAUGGAAGAACGAAUGAGAAGAACUUGAUGAUUGUGGGUAUUGCUUGUAAAGGCCGAUGGAGUCGUAAUGGUAUUCGAUGGAAUGAAAUUUUGGAAGAAGCUCACAAGUUUUUAAAACCAGUUCAUGAUCUAGUAUUGACUAGUCAUUCUACAUGGCAUUGUAUGUUGAUUAUUAUGAGUACUCAGUUAGCAACCAACGUAUCUGAGGACUUGAAUCAUUCUAGUCGUUGUUAUUCAUCUGGCGAUAGUGUUGAAGAUUUCGUGAUUCCUCACAACUGUGAAUUGGUUAUUCUUUCUGAAGCUGAUGUAGAAAACUUUAUUGGCAAAGACAUUUUAUCGAAUUUAAGGAACGCUUUCAAGUCUGUGGAUAAUCCACAUUCGAGAAAUAUUGGCAUUGCAACGUUACAAGAAAUAGUUUUAUCUCUUUCCAAAAAUAUUUAAGAAUAAAUCGUUAUUGUUCUUU
This is a messenger RNA of Galdieria sulphuraria, 2241 nucleotides long. Its product is annotated as archaeal ATPase. The transcript has a single exon. The record is from RefSeq and is a predicted model, not a curated record. NCBI's taxonomy places the organism in Eukaryota, Rhodophyta, Bangiophyceae, Galdieriales, Galdieriaceae. Bases 93 to 2219 code for a protein of 708 amino acids.